CACAGUUAGACGUCACUAUUCAAAUAGUCUUCAUCUAUAACUCAUUUCCCUCACUACUCAUCUAUUUGACCCAUUUUAUAGCCAAAGGCCAAUAGUAUUACAAUGCAUCUUGUCUCUACGGGGUAUCUCGAUCUUCUCGACUGGAACAGUUAGUCGGUAGAAUAUUUUCCUUUUGAAUAUGCCUCCUCUGCUUGCAUUAUGUGGUAACCAAGUAAUUUUUAAUGGACAUGCAUAUCGAUGCCUGAGUUUGGCAUAGGCAGAUCCAGGCUCUUCGAACAGGGGAGUUUGGAAGGAGGCUGGGGAGUUUCUUCUAAACAUUUUCUGAAGUUUUAAAGCAUCUAAUAAGCAUAGUUAAGUCAAUUUCGUCAUGAAUAAUUAUGAAAUGUAUGAAAGCGCGUGGCUAUUAGAGCACGACUAUUGGUGAAAGUGGAGUGAAAUAUCGUAAUUGUCAAUAGCAACUUGUUGACAAGUCGGCGAAAAGUGAACGGCAUAAUGCUAGGAAUAAGGGUGGCUCUGGUGAUUACUCUGGUCGUGUUUGGUGCUCUCCAAUGCUGCGCCCAGCUUAUCCCCAGCGAACCUGCUGUGGUCGCAGUAGAGGACUUGGAGUACCCCAACGAGGACCUCGGCUACUACUCGGGCGGUGACACCGCCUACUUCGACGUCCCGCAGGCGGAGCCCUACUUAGCCGAGGAAUACAAUCCGCUCGACGAAGAGAUCAUCGCCUACGACGACGAUGGCCAGGCGCUUGGACCCCCCAUGAUCGAAAAAUAACUUAGUAGGGUGUAGCUCGAUAUCAGUGGCGUGGCGUGCUUCGCGAUAUAUCGAUUUAUCCGUCAUUUAAACCGAUGGAAAAGGAUCGAUCACUGG
Molecule: messenger RNA, 867 nt
Organism: Bemisia tabaci
Lineage: Eukaryota; Metazoa; Arthropoda; Insecta; Hemiptera; Aleyrodidae
Source: RefSeq, a predicted model, not a curated record